This is a messenger RNA of Ctenopharyngodon idella (grass carp), 7981 nucleotides long. RefSeq names its product collagen, type XXII, alpha 1 (gene col22a1). Lineage: Eukaryota; Metazoa; Chordata; Actinopteri; Cypriniformes; Xenocyprididae. The record is from RefSeq and is a predicted model, not a curated record.
AUCACACCUGUGUAUGACCUUACCUGGAGCUUUAUUUCUAGGAGGAUGCUGCUUUGAUACUUCAGGUGUCUGUGAGGUGUAUUUCUGGAGGAGAAGAAGAUCUUCUUGUUCCUACGGAUUGACAGUACAGGAGCAGCAACUUGAUGAUCAUCACACCUUAGUAGGAAUAUCAACGAACAAUAGCGGAGAAGGAGAUGGAGUUUCGAUUCGGCCUCAGGAUCUCUCUGGUCCUGGCCAUACUGGCUCUGACUCUGUAUGGAAGUGGUGUUGAAGGACAAAGGGCAGGUUGCAAGAAUGUCCACUAUGAUUUGGUAUUCAUCUUGGACACCUCUUCCAGUGUGGGCAAGGAAAACUUCGAGAAGAUCCGGCAGUGGGUGGCAAACCUGGUGGAAUCUUUUGAUGUAGGUGCGGAGAAGACACGUGUGGCCGUGGUUCGCUACAGUGACCGUCCCACCGCCGAAUUCAACCUGGGCAGGUACAAAACUCUUGAGGAGGUCAAGCGUGCCGCUGGGAACAUCCGCUACCUGGGUGGGAACACCAAGACUGGAGACGCCAUCAGCUUCACCACCAACAACAUCUUCACGGAGAGGACAGGGGCAAGGCCUGCCGCCAAGGGUAUUCAGAAAGUUGCGAUCUUGCUAACGGAUGGCAGGAGUCAGGAUUUUGUUUUGGAGCCAUCACUUGCUGCAGCGGCUGCUGGAAUCAGGUUGUUCGCCGUAGGGAUUGGGGAAGCUCUUAGAGAGGAGCUGGAGGAGAUUGCCGCCGAGCCCAAAAGUGCUCAUGUGUUCCACGUGACGGACUUUGACGCCAUUGACAAGAUCAGGGGCAGGUUGAGGAGGAGACUCUGCGAGAAUGUUCUGUGUCCCAACAUGAAAGUCCAGGCAGGCCGUUUCAGACCGAACAGCACCAGUGCUGGACUGACGGAGGUUCCAGGUUUUGAUUUAAUGGAAUACUUCAAUGUAAGAGAUUUUCUCGGAGAAAAAUUUGAGCCAGGUCAGACCCCGUAUGUCCGGCUCGGUACCAUGCCCAUCGUCCAACAAACAGAAGAUGUCUUGCCUCAGGGUCUGCCUGAUGAAUAUGCCUUUGUGACCACAUUUAAGUUCAGGAAGACCUCCCGUAAGGAAGACUGGUACCUGUGGCAGGUCUAUGACAAAUACGGCAUCCCACAGGUGUCCAUCCGUCUGGAUGGAGAGAACAAGGCAGUGGAGUACAAUGCUGUGGGCCUGACGAAGGACGCGGUCCGGGCAGUCUUUAAGAACCCAGAGGUGGACAACCUGUUUGACCGUAACUGGCAUAAGAUUGGCAUGAGGGUGGACUCCAAGUCUGUGUCCCUGUUCCUGGACUGCAAGCACAUUGAGACGCUGCCCAUAGAGGACAGAGAAGACAUUGACAUCCAGGGAAAGACUGUCAUCGGCAAGAGACUCUAUGACAGCGUUCCCAUCGAUUUUGACCUCCAGAGGAUGGUGAUCUACUGUGAUGGUAAACAGUCUGAGCAGGAGACGUGUUGCGAUAUUCCUGGUGGCCCAUGUGAACAAUCUUUGGCGACCGAGGCCCCCCCAGUCCCACUGCCCACCCCAAAACCAACAAGUGCUGAGCAGAAGAAACCAGCCGCGGUCAACUGCUCCUGUCCCGCAGGGGAAAGGGGUGAGACAGGUCUACCGGGUGCCACGGGGCCCAAGGGUGAAAAGGGGGAUCCUGGUCUUACAGGGGCAGAAGGACCGCCAGGGCUCAAAGGGCAGAAAGGAGAACAUGGCCAGGCUGUCUCUAUCAAAGGUGAUAGAGGAGAGAAGGGGGACAGCGGUGAGCGCGGUGAACCUGGAGCCAGAGGUGACAAAGGAGAAAGAGGAUCAGGUGGUUUACCAGGUCUGGCUGGGAAACAAGGCGAUAAGGGAGAAAGAGGUGAACGAGGAGUUGCAGGUGAAACUGGGUUACCUGGACCUUUAGGACCAAAGGGUAUCCAAGGUGAAUCUGGUCCGCCCGGAGCACCAGGUCCUAAAGGAGUGUCUGGUGGUGCCGGAAAUAAAGGAGACAAAGGAUCCUCCGGAGAGAGGGGUGAACCAGGUUUAGACGGGUUUCCAGGGAAACCAGGUCUUCCAGGAAAAGAAGGUCUUAGGGGGCUGAUUGGCUCUCCUGGUCCAAAUGGAGUUAAAGGAGAAAAGGGUGAACGAGGUCCUGCAGGAUUACCUGGCGAUGCGGUUCAGUUGGCAGGACUCAAGGGGGAGACUGGCUUCCCAGGAGAACGUGGACCCCCGGGAGCGGACGGCCCCCCUGGACCUCCUGGCCCACCUGGACCUCAAGGUCCGCCUGGUGAGCCGGGUGAGAAUGGACAAAGGGGUAAAAAAGGGGAUGCAGGAUUGCCGGGAGUUGAUGGUCUUCCAGGACCGCCUGGUCCUCAGGGGCCUCUUGGACCUGCUGGCAGCCCAGGACAGACGGGACCUCCAGGAUUACCUGGUGAAAUCGGCUUCCCAGGAAAACUAGGAGAACCAGGAAAACCAGGCCUGCCAGGAAAAGAUGGAUUGGAUGGUUUCCCUGGAAACGACGGCGCGAAGGGGCAACGAGGAGAACCCGGACAGGACGGUUUCCCUGGUAAACCAGGGCCGAAGGGAGAUGAGGGCCCUCCAGGCCCCCGAGGACCUGCUGGUGAACGGGGAGAGUCUGGUUUGGCUGGGCAGGCUGGCCCAAUGGGACCCAAAGGAGAGAGAGGAGGCCAAGGGGAGAGAGGAAAAGAUGGACUGACUGGCUUGAAAGGAGAGAAAGGAGACAAGGGUGAGGUGGGCCCCAUGGGUCCGGCCGGUGUACCAGGCAAUGUGGCCAAUGUGAUUCCUGAACCUGGUGAACCAGGCAAGCCGGGAGAGAAGGGAGAGAAAGGAGAUCAAGGAAAUCCAGGCGAGACGGGUCAAAGAGGACUUCCUGGAGAGCAGGGGUUCAGAGGGCAUCCAGGACCUGCGGGCCCUAAGGGUGAUGCUGGUGAUAAAGGAGAGGCAGGGAGACCCGGAGACCCAGGUCCCCCCGGAUUGAUGGGCUCUCAAGGGCCCCGAGGGCUGCCAGGCAAUGUGGGUAUUCCAGGCAGCAUCGGCCCACCUGGUAUCGCUGGACAGAGAGGAGAGAAGGGUGAUGCAGGUAAAGAUGGUCCUGCUGGACCCCCUGGUCCAACCGGUGAGCCUGGUUUAAGAGGAGAAAUCGGUUUGCCAGGAAAAGGCAAAGAGGGAGCAAAGGGUGAUACAGGACCUCCGGGCCCAGCUGGACCUCCCGGACUGAAGGGUUUGCCUGGCCCACAGGGAAUGCAGGGAAUGCCAGGAAACAGAGGACCACCAGGAGAGGGAACCACUGGACCCCAGGGGCCUUCAGGACCUCCGGGGCCACCAGGAGCCGCGGGUUUGAGAGGACCUCCAGGAGUGAGCGGACCACAGGGACCUGCUGGACAUAAUGGUUUACCAGGACGACCUGGAGAGAAGGGCUCACCUGGAGAACCAGGAAAAGCUGCAGACCUUUCUGAUCUGAAGGACAUUUGUUCAGAUUGUCCCCCUGGACCGCCUGGACAACCAGGUACUCCAGGAGCUCCAGGUGACAAAGGUCAUGCUGGACCACCUGGGAAAAACGGACAGGAUGGAUAUGCGGGUCCUCCUGGACCAACUGGACCCGCAGGACCUCCUGGUGCUGAUGGAACCAAGGGGGUCAAAGGUGACAGAGGUCCUCCAGGAACACCUGGAGAUAAGGGUGAAAAGGGCAUCCCAGGACCUCCUGGUUAUCCUGGGGCUGCAGGAGCCAUGGGUCAACCUGGUAAUGACGGAAACCCUGGACCUGUUGGACCACCUGGACCUCCUGGAGAAAAGGGUAAAGAAGGAAUGAACGGCAUUCAGGGACCUCCAGGCCUGCCAGGUCUAAUGGGCAUGAUGGGUAAACCCGGAAAGGAUGGAAGACCAGGAGAAACAGGAGAGCCGGGUAAACAAGGAGAGCCAGGAACACCAGGAAGAGACGGACUCAGAGGAAUGCCUGGUUUCAAAGGUCACAGGGGGGAACCAGGACCACCAGGGUCAAAGGGUGAAGAUGGGAAGCAGGGUGUUCCUGGACGUGAGGGUCCACCUGGGAAAGAUGGUAACACCGGACCACCAGGGCCAGAGGGCAUGAGAGGACCACGAGGAGAACUUGGUCAACCUGGAGAACCAGGACCAGCAGGCAAGCCAGGAUCUCAGGGAAAUCCUGGUCAGCCAGGACACAAGGGUGACGCAGGGAGCCCAGGAUUACCCGGAUUCCCAGGUCCAAAAGGGCCAUCGGGUCCGUCUGGUCCAAUUGGCCCAGAGGGAAAACAAGGCAUGUUAGGAAAACCAGGAGACAGAGGACAUAAGGGAGAAAAGGGUGAUAAUGGAAUAAAAGGAGACAAAGGACCUGUUGGAGAUCCGGGCGUUCCGGGUAACCCUGGGCCUCCCGGUAGGAAGGGUCACACAGGUAUGAUGGGCAUGUCGGGACCCCCAGGGGAAGUGGGUCCUGCUGGUCCCCCUGGUUCUCCAGGACACCCGGGACUCCCAGGUCUCAGAGGCGAGACGCCAUCAAUGGAACAAAUGCGGCGGCUCAUUCAAGAGGAACUUUCCAAACAAUUGGAUGCUAAACUAGCUUACCUCAUGGCUCAAAUGCAACCCGCUCAUAUCAAGAGCACGGCUGGCCGUCCUGGUCCACCUGGUCCCCCAGGUAAAGAUGGACCUCCUGGCAGACAAGGUCCAACUGGAGAGCCUGGAAUGCCUGGACAAAAUGGAGCAGAAGGACCCAGAGGUCCAGUUGGUCCUAAAGGUGAACGAGGUUCAAAAGGUGAAAAGGGAGAAGAUGGUGUUGGACAGAGAGGAGAGCCUGGUCCAGUUGGUCCCAUUGGUCCUGCAGGUAUGCCAGGAUAUGGAAAAGAUGGUCUUCCUGGAGCUGCAGGUGCUCAGGGAGAGCCUGGUAAUCCUGGUCCUCACGGUCAACCUGGACCUCCUGGACCAACAGGACAGUGCGACCCCUCACAAUGUGCCUACUAUGCCAGUCUGGCAUCAAGACCUCACACUAAAAAUGUCAAGGGGACUUAAUACACCCCUCACUGUCCUGGGCUAACACCUAUUUAUGAACUUGGACAUUCAGUAAGCCAAGAAAAUGUUCUUUACCAUCAGGUGAACUCCAGAGUCUGAAGGGUGUGUAAAUAUAUGUGUGUGUGUAAAUGUGUGUUUGUAAUAGGCAUUUCACUUUGAUUAAUGCCUUUUUUAACCCCGAGUAAAGACCAUUUUUAGUCCUGGGUUAAGUAACAUUUCACACUUAUGGUUUUGAAAAAGUGUUAGCAUUUAGCAUUAGCACUUUCAACUGUGGGUUGUGAAAUCCAGCUCAAGAGCAGGGUUAAUCAUGGAAAAUGUAUGGAAUUUUCUAUAGUGAAUAGGCUACAAUUUUCUAGUCGUGCUUAGAAAUUUUGAUUCUUUUAGAAGUUGUGUUCUUUCAAUGAAUCAGUUGAACUGGUUCACAAAUCGGUCAGAAUUUAUUCAUUAGUGGGUUUUAAUCACACACAGCUUGAAAGAUCAUAGAAAAGUCAUUGAAGUUUUUUGCUAAAAAAUCUUGUAAACAUCUCAUUAAAUAUUAGUGCUAACACUUCUGUGAUUGCACAGUGUCUGAGAGAAACAGUUAAACGUUAAAAAAGAGACAGUAAACAUGUUUAAUAAAACACAUGUUGUGUACUGUAUUUGUCCACUCAAUGAAUAUAUUCUUAUUUGCAUAGCAAUAAUAAAUGUUAAUCCAGAUGUAGAGUGUGAAAUCUCUACAAACUGACAACCCAGGAUCAAAUGCUAAACUAGUAUAGUGUGAAACACAUUAACCCAGGGUUAAAAAUGGCCCUUGCUCAACAAUUUUAAGUGUGAAGAGCCCACAAGUGUCCUGCCGGUCAGAGUUGGUUAUGACUUUUUUUUUUUUUUUAGGGGAGGGUGGGUGAGUAAGUUUUAGCUCAAGGUCAUUUACUUCAAGUCAAGACUUUUAAAGCUUUUCAUGUAACAGGACGUGAAUUCCUGUCACGAAAGAUAGACGUUUACAGUACUUACCAGACUGUGAUGUCAUAGUGACACAAUCUGUCUCCAGAUGUUGUCCCGCCCACACAUAAUUUCUGCUGACGCCGUUUACUGAGGUCAUCGAUCGGUAAUCAAGAGUUGAUGCGUUGUUAGUGAUAUCUGUACCGGGUCAGGAUUGGCUUAUCAAGUCUGGGGAAUUCUCUGCUUGAGUUUUAUUGAUGGAGCGCUCUGUUCCUCUGGGAAAAGACACCAUGCUUUUGCACUCAUCAAUAGGAAAUCUCAAUAAGGAUCAUUAGAGGUGCUGGAGAAGUGCAUUUCUGCUUUUUUUUUAGUCUAUGUUUUAUAAGAUAUAUCUCUUUUGUAGCCAUGCAUCAGGCCUUUUUUCAUAUUGAAUCAUUAAACUUGCGUUUGUGAUGACUGAAAGGCAGCUGCUCAAUUCAAUGCUUGUUUAAUAGUUUAACACAGCUGGCUUGUCAUAAAAACAAUUACCAAAAAAGUCUGUCACUGCAGAAAUAAACACCACUGAUGCCUCUUAUAAUGUCAUUUAUAAUAGGUUUGUGUAGCACUUUCCUUUAAAACGGCAUUGCCUUUUUGUCAUGAUGAAGGUUCAGGAACACGAAGUCCUAGUUAAAGGUCCAGCGUGAGUGUGCUACCAUCAUUUGUGCCGCUAAAGAGUUCAGAUGGAUCGAUCCUGCAGAUUGCUCCCUUGUGAGCCAAUUAAAGCCGUUGAAAGAAGAGAGAGUGUCAAAACAAACUCACUUCAGCCCACAAACGGGGAUGGAAAUCAUCUAUAACUGAUGAGCAUUGUAGCAGAGGUCAAGAAUAGAGUUGUCAAAAGGCGUUUAGGAAAUUAUGAGUUAGCUUGAAUGAAAUCCAACAAAAAAGGGGGGGAGGAAAUAUUGCUUAAAUCUAUUAUUUUUUGAAAUAAUUAUUUUAUCUUCCUUUUUUGAAUCGGAUUAUCAAAGGUUGAAAAACUACAAAGAAGAGAUAAUUAAAUUGUCUUAGUUUUUUUAAAGAUUUUUUUUUUUUUUUUUUUUUGCAAAUGCUAAUACUUAAAGAUGUUUUUAUUUUAAUAUUUAAUUUUUUUUUUUUAAAUUGUCACUAUACUUUCCUGACAUGUAUAACUGAAAUAGGUGUCUCUGUGACACAGGAAAUGGUCUGUUCUUUCCCAGCAAAUCAGAAAGUCUCUCUGCCUGUCAGUCAUUUUGCAUGUUCAUGUUGGCUUUCUGUAAAGAGCCGAGUUUUAGUGUGAGGUCAUGUGUUGAAUUUAGCAAAAUGGCUGAAAUAACGUACAGCAUCAUUAGUGGAUGCGUUAAGAAUGAAUUGAAUUGUUUACUGAUUAAUUAUAUUUUAAAGCAAAACCACCCACGAUACCAAUAUAGGCUUUCUUGUACCUCCUUGUUUUUUCACCUCCAUUCAAUGCUCAUGAUAAAUCUCUUUGUAAUUAGUAUUAUAUACACAAACUUGAUAAGAACAAAAUGUUUAUUUUUCUUUUCUGCAUUUCUUAUUUGUUAAAGCAUUUCUUAAUUGUUUGUCUUGUUUGCCCAGCCUUCAAGAGUGGAUGUUUUGGUGCUGUAUUUUGAAAAGCUGAGCUUAAAACUGAUGCAAAUUUAUGUAAAUUCAUGGUGCUUUUUCAGUGCAAGCCAAAGAAAUCCCUAUCAGCAUUGCUAUCAUGUUCUCCUCCACUUUAUUCAAAUAUAGCUGCUUUUUUGACUUCGUAUCUUCCUGUUAGUUUGUCUUCUUCAAGCUGUUAAUGACUGUAUUUGUUUUUUUCAUAUCGAUUUGCAUUAAAUUAUUCUAAUGAACUACAGGUGCAGGUGAUGUAAAAUAGUAUAAUUUAUGCAUGGUAUAAUCUACCUGUUUAUACUGAUUCUCUGGUGCUAUAAUGAAUCAUAAUUAGUUUGAUGUAUGUGUAUGUGUGGAGGGAGAGCCUAUGUGUUAAUAAAAAGUGGAACAGGUCCAUUUUA